This is a messenger RNA of Motacilla alba alba, 990 nucleotides long. Its product is annotated as C-type lectin domain family 2 member D-like. The record is from RefSeq and is a predicted model, not a curated record. Lineage: Eukaryota; Metazoa; Chordata; Aves; Passeriformes; Motacillidae. Bases 16 to 831 code for a protein of 271 amino acids. The transcript is spliced from 5 exons.
UUGCCAGCGCUCCUGAUGCCGCCGGGGAAAGCUGCUAUUUGUUCCACGCCGAGAGAUGUCGGCUGUGAGAAGGAGGAGAGUGAUGUCUGCUCCAUUCAAGUAGAGAAUGAGCCCCCGCAUCUCCAGGACGGACCGGCAGCCGGGGUUCCACUCUUGCCUGAGGCACAAGAAGCCACUCGGCACAAGCAGGGGGAUGCCCCUUGUGAGCGCGCAGUGAGUGAAGAUGUGGAGAGUGGAUUCUGCAGCAGGGAUGGGAGUGUGAGGGAGCCCCUGGCUGCCCAGGGCACAUCAGCAACCGGCAACGAACACAAAAGGGACCUCAGAAGAUUCCUGGGUGAACGGCUCAGGCGCCAUCCCGAGGGCACGGCGCUGCUGAUCCUGCUGCUGCUGCUGCUGCUGCUGGCUCUGCUGGUGGCCUUGGCUGUGCUGGCAGCUCCGCAGGCUCCAGUGACAGCUGCCACUCCACAGUGUGUUCUGGGCUGUCCCUUUGACUGGAUUGGGCACAAGGGGGUCUGCUACUACUUCUCAAGGGAUUACGGCACCUGGGAGCAGGGUCAGGAACGCUGCUCCGAGCUGAACGCCUCCCUGGCCAUUGCCAAGGAUGAGGAGGCCAUGGAUUUGCUCUUCCGCCUCCGCGGGAACGGCGAUUACUGGCUCGGGCUGCGCAGACGGGGCCAGCGCCUGCACUGGGGGGACGGCAGCAGCUACAGCUCCCGGGUUCCUGUCCUCGGCAAUUCCGACUGCGUGUACCUGGCUGAGAAGAAAUUCAGGAGUGUGAUGUGCUCAAAUCCACAGCCGUAUGUCUGCAGCAAGGCCCAAGCUCCCCUGUGACGGGGGCUGCAGAAAGGAGCUUCUCCACGCUGGGCAGUGCCAGCUUCCCCUCUCAGCGCAGCCCAGGGCUGUCCUUCCUCAGCUGCACCCUGUGCCUUGCACUGCCUCUCAGGGUCACCUCAGUGCCUGUCCAUGCCCAGAGCCAGCGCUGGGCUGGGG